GUGCGAAGAGCGUGACUGGAUUUCUUUGAUCAGAAAAUUGAAGAUAAUGUCUCGAAGCACAAGCAACACGCGAUCAACUUCCUACCGUUUUUCCUUUCAAGGAUGCCAGCAUCCAUUUUGGAACAGUCCAAUACAACUCAGGAAUGUGAGCUUCAUCCGUCUUUUGGAAAGACUGGCAACGCUUCCGUUUCUGCUGGUUCACCGCCCAACAACGAACCCGCCGUCAAAGAAGCACUAUCCCGAUCGAUGAACGACGAGGAAUGCAAUGACCCGGCGACUCAGGACAACACAGCUGUCAGCUCCAUCGUCGAUGUGCUGGAAAACCUUCAUUUAGACGAUGUACCCUUAACGCUUGAUCCAAUCUAUGAGAGUAAUAUCAGUGCUGAAAUGCUCAUGCUGUUCGAGGAACUGUUGCCGUCAAGGGAAAGCUACGAUCGGCGUAUGGGGCUUGUAUAUAAAAUCGAUCGAUUGCUGAAUAUGGAAUGGCCGGGCCGAGGUAUCAAAGUCCAUUUAUUUGGAUCCUCUGUGAAUGAUCUUGGUACAAGUCAAUCCGAUGUUGAUUUAUGUAUUACGACGCAGUGGAAUGGACUUCGUAAUAUCCGUACUCUUGCAAGAUUAUUUCGACAUCAUGGUAUGCAGCAUGUUGUGUGCGUUCCUCGCGCCAAGGUGCCCAUUGUACGCUUAUUUGAUCCGGAAUCACAGCUGGCCUGCGAUAUCAACGUAAAUAAUACCCUGGCGUUGCAGAAUACCGAUAUGAUCAAGGCAUAUGUGGCCAUCGAUCCGCGUGUUCGACCUUUGGCUAUGAUCAUCAAGCAAUGGACGAAGCAACGUAUACUGAACGAUGCAGCUAACGGCGGCACAUUAUCGACAUACACGUGGACAUGCAUGCUCAUCAACUUCCUCCAAAUGCGGCAACCGCCUAUUCUUCCUGUAUUGCAUCAGCUCAAUAUCGCUGACGAUCCUCCAAACGAGCAUCCAUUUUAUCGACAUAUUGGAAAACUCCAAGGUUUUGGAAAAGCAAACCAUGAGAGUCUGGGAGGCUUAUUGUUCGCGUUCUUCCGUCGGUUCGCCAUUGAAUUUGAUUACGACGAGCAAGUGGUUUCUGUGAGACAUGGGUGCUACCUAUCGAAACAGGAAAAAGGCUGGAACACCGGGCGAAAUCUCAGUUUCUGUGUGGAAGAGCCUUUCAACGUAUCACGUAAUUUAGGUAAUUCAGCAGAUAUAACCUCGGUGACAGGAUUACGGCUGGAAUUUCGACGAGCGAUGGAUAUGAUGCUUGCUUCUGAACCAUUGAACGUCCUAUGCGAACCUUACGAAUUCCUAUCAUUUGAUACAUCAACACCUGUUCCUAUCAUUGAUAACAGACGAAUGUCGUUUACCGAACUUCAUACACUUCAUCAUCCGUUAGCACCCACUUACUUAUCAUCGAUUCAUCCGCACUUGCACGAUUUUCAUCAUCAUGAUCGACGUAAUAGUAUGGUCGAAGGCAUUUAUCCACAUCCAGAAACUAUCCCGUUGCUAGACAUCAAUGCACAUCUGGAUUUACCGGACCAACCUCAACCUCCAUCAUCAUCUGCACUACAUCCAUAUUCUUCAGAACGCAUGCAUUCUCAUUUUCAACCCCGAUACAGUUCACCACAAACGCUUCAUACCAUCACUCAAAUGCGAAAUAUGCGCCACGGAAGUCAUCCCUCCCUUGUGCCGUCACCAAUGUUCUUUUUAUUGCAACCUCAUCGUAAGAAAAAUAUGAAAGAACGGACCAUGGACGGUAUUUUUGCCCGUUAUAAUCGACGGCCCAGCUUUCAGGAACGACGGAGGCGCCAUAGUAGCCUAAGCGUGAAUGGCGCUAUGCCUUCUUCGUCCCAUGCUUCCGGCGCAAAUUAUCGCCAUGAUAAAUCAUCAGUGGCUUCCUCUCGGACUCCUCGUCGCCGAUCCAGCGCGUUGGUCGAUUGGCCUUCAAUAUCGACGCAACCGGCGCCUUCGCAACACUGGGACGGGGCAGCUCAACGUCGACGUCGAUGGUCUACGGCCAAAAGUAGCAACGCAGUGGGAACACCUGAACGAUCGUCCGCGAUGCAUGGAAGGAUAAUUGAAGAUGCCGAAAUCCCGAAAAGGACAAUGGCCGAUAUUGUUCGUGUAGGAGUUCAUCCAAUUAGUCCCAUUUCAUCUUCAACACCGCAGAUCGAAAAAAAGAAUGUGCCAAAGGAAAAGUCGCAGCGGACACGACCGUUGCGUCAAAAAUCAUCAUCGCAUCAUAAUAACAACAAGAAGAAACCCAAAGGAUCGACGGAUAAGAGACAGAAGCCUCGUUAUCGGUUGUCACCUUCAUCAUAGAUUGUACAAAAGAUAUAAAAUAACGCGGAAAAGCGAAAGAAUAAUAUAACAUCAUAGCAUUGCCAUAUCGUUACUGUAAUAUAUUAGAAAACGUCCUUCUCUUUUUUCAACAUAAUGAAAUGUGAAGCACUGAUGCGUCG
Radiomyces spectabilis is the source of this 2474-nucleotide messenger RNA. RefSeq lists its product as uncharacterized. Gene Ontology annotation, biological process: RNA 3'-end processing. Gene Ontology annotation, molecular function: nucleotidyltransferase activity. NCBI's taxonomy places the organism in Eukaryota, Fungi, Mucoromycota, Mucoromycetes, Mucorales, Radiomycetaceae. The transcript is spliced from 6 exons. Bases 103 to 2334 code for a protein of 743 amino acids. The record is from RefSeq and is a predicted model, not a curated record.